AUGCCUGGCAUCCCAUUCCAAGCCACGCUGACCUCGGAUUUUGCUGAAGAUGCCGCGCCUACCUAUAUAAAGAUCAAACUCAUCAAGCAUAAGAGAUGCGAGAACUACUGGCUAGUCAAGUCUUGGGGCCGCGUGAGCUCGCCGUGGGUGCAAGAGGGCGAAAAUUGCAGGAACUUUGGCUCUUUGGAUGAUGCGACGGCCGGAUUCAGAACCUUUUUCUACGAGAAGACCGGCAACAAGUGGGCCAACCGCGUCAUCUUCGACAAGAAGCGCGACAAGAUGAGCUACAUGCCGGAGGAGACAGGCACGGAUAAUUCGCUGGCCCGCUGCAAGUUGCGCGCGCCGGUGGCCGACCUGAUACGGAAGGUGUUCAGCGAGGAAUUUUUGAAGGAGCGCAUGGUGGAAUUCAAGAUGUCGGCCAACCUGAUGAUGAUGGACGGAAAUACGAAGCACCGUAUCUUGCUCGCCUACGAGACGCUGGACCGACUGCGCGAGGCGGUUGAGCGCGAACAAACCAAUGAGCGCAAAGCCCGCAUCGAAAAAGACACGGCCGUCUUCUACGACCUGAUCGCUCACAUCGACCGCCCGCCGCUGAAUACCCCGGAGCUUAUCCAGAAGAAGACUGACCAGCUCGCUGAACUCAUUGAGCUUGCCGAGCUGCACGACAUGAUGACGCUGCACGGGGAUUCGGGCCCCCGUCAUAUACUCGAUCAGCUUUACGACCGGAUGGGCGUCGAGAUUAUUCCGCUGGAACGCGAGAGCGCCGAGUUCAACACCGUGCAGCUGUACAUGCAAGCCGGCCACUUCCAUAAUUCUUGUCAAAUCUUGGAGGUGUUCUCGAUUCGUCGCCCCACGGAGGAGCGCUUCUUCCGGCACGAAAUUGGCAACCGGAAGCUGCUGUGGCACGGCUCGCAGCUCGUCAACUACUGCGGCAUCUUCACCCAGGGCCUCCGCGUCGCCCCCAAGGAGGCAAAGCAUACCGGCCACUCGUUUGGGAUGGCCAUCUACUUCUCGGAUUCGUUCGACAAGUCGGUGCACUAUUGCCGCGCUGGCCCCGGCGAGGAGGCGCUGAUUCUGCUGUGCGAGGUGGCGCUCGGAAAGAUCCGAUCGCACGGCGUCAGGGACUACUUAUACGGUUCGGCCGGCGAAUUCGACUCUUUUUUUGUUGCCGGCACGGCAUCGCCUGACCCGGCUUGCGACGUGCUCCACAACGAUGGCUACAUCAUCCCGGUCGGCCCGCUGAAGUCCGCGGUGCCCCUUGUGGGGUCUCUUUACAACGAGUACCUGGUCACCCAAACCGACCAGGUCCGCCUGCGCUACAUCAUGCGACUGAGGGUGACCGAGGAUUGUCACCCGUUC
This is a messenger RNA of Mesorhabditis spiculigera, 1359 nucleotides long. NCBI's taxonomy places the organism in Eukaryota, Metazoa, Nematoda, Chromadorea, Rhabditida, Rhabditidae. The record is from the annotation of a GenBank genome assembly.